AUGGAGCAGCUCGCAGCGGAUCCUUGUUCUUCCACUUCCUCUGCCUCUGUCUCUGUCUCUGUCUCUGCCUCUGUCUCUGCCUCUGUCUCUGCCUCUGCCUCUGCCUCUGCCUCUGCCUCUGCCUCUGCCUCUGCCUCUGCCUCUGCCUCUUCCUCCUCCUCUUCCUCCUCCUCUCCCCCUCCCCCUCCCCCUUUCUUCCUGAUCCCUCCUCGCAGCCUGUCCCUCCACCUCCUCACCAUGUAUCGCCAUGAAGUGUACUUCAUGUAUCCGUUCUUCAACAUGUCCAUAUUCGAGGAGGCCUUGCGUCGGCUCUUUACCGUUUCCCCAAUUCCCGGGGUUGUCCCUGCGGAUUUUGGUCUCGGCUGCUCAGAGGAGGCGGAUGGCACAACGCCCGUCUUUCAGUGCGCACUCUUCGUGAUGCUCUGCCACGCAGUCUCCUUCCUGGACCUAGACCAAGAGGACAAGGCAGUUGUUUCCCGCGUCUUCUGGAAAUGUGCAAAGCGUUUCAUGACGCCAGAGCUCCUCAACAAGGGCAGCUUGGCAGCCGUGCAGACGUUUCUCAUCAUGGCGAUAGCCGUCAACAGCGCCCUCCUCCCAGGAGACCUGAGCAAGAUACCUGCUGCGUUGGCAUUCCGCAUUGCGCAAAGCUUGGGUAUUGAUAGCGGGCACGACCAGAUUCCAAUCGCCGCAGCCAGCCCACUUCAUGACACCCACAGGCAGGCCUGUUUCUCAAAGACCAAAAGAUCCAACUUGACCUUGAACUCCAACAACUUCGAGGUUCCGUUAUCCCAACAUGGGUCUGCACCCAGCAGCGUCGACUUCAGCUUCUUCAUCGACUGCGUCGCCCACACUGAACAGUUGGAGAAGUUACUGGCCGCCAUACGUCGAGCGCGCGAGCCCGUCUUGAAGACAGGCGCAAGAGAUGGCUACAACCGGUUCGACGACAUCGUAGCAGAGCUGCGCAGUGAUCUCGACCAAUUCACCGCGACACUCCCUGAAGCACUCCGAUGGGGCGUCUCGGGCCUGCCCAGCGAGCGUGUUUCCCUCGUCGGCCGUGAGUCGCAAAGGAUCUUUUCCAAUGCCAGGUUCAUGCACUUGCGAGCCAUGCUCUUUCGUCCGAUCCUCAUGCAGAUAGGCCUGAACGACUGCCUCGUGUCUGAUGUUUCGGCUGACAACAUCGACCCUCGCGUCAAGGGAAAGACCCUCAUGUGUGCCAUCAAUUGUGUCAACACUGCUGUCAACCUCAUCCUUCACAUGUACCAGAAGUACCUGCUCGAUGUCAAGAUCAACAGAGAAUGGUGGUGGGAUCCAUACCAUACGAGCACUGCAGGGCUCAUCCUCGUCAUGGCUCAAACCUCGGAGUUACUGUGGGCAAGCAUCCAGGUGGGUGAAGUCAAGAGGGCUUGGGCAGCUUGUCAGGAUAUGCUCGGCUACGGCGCCACGAGCAAUUAUUUCCACCGGGAUGCCCUCACGUAUCUGUGGGAUCUGAAUAGCGGCAUCUCGGGCUGCCACGUGCUUGAGAACAAUCACGAUGCCCUGCCGCGUAAGGAAAAGGGCCCUCAGCCCGUGAGCUGGAGUUUUUAUCGGACGCCUUAUAACCAGUUUUUGAAUCCUUGCUCGCCGUUUCUGAGCAACAGCAUGGGUCAACGCCAGGGCAACUCUGACGGCAAAGUCAUCCCCACGCCGUCGAGGCCGGGCCCGAGUAGAGUUGCAUACUCAGCUUCCUCGGGCUCCGGCUCCAGUCACAGCUCCUUCAACGUCUCCUACAGUUGUUUAUCCGACGACCACCGGUUCAAGGUCCAAAUCGACAAGGUCUCAACAACGGUCGACAACGUCUAA
This is a messenger RNA of Trichoderma reesei QM6a, 1839 nucleotides long. RefSeq lists its product as uncharacterized. Gene Ontology annotation, molecular function: RNA polymerase II cis-regulatory region sequence-specific DNA binding; DNA-binding transcription factor activity, RNA polymerase II-specific. Gene Ontology annotation, biological process: positive regulation of transcription from RNA polymerase II promoter by galactose. The transcript has 5 exons. NCBI's taxonomy places the organism in Eukaryota, Fungi, Ascomycota, Sordariomycetes, Hypocreales, Hypocreaceae. Gene Ontology annotation, cellular component: nucleus. The coding region runs from base 1 to 1839 and encodes 612 amino acids. The record is from RefSeq and is a predicted model, not a curated record.